GCCACACCCUCCUCUCUUUCAUCCUCACAGUCAUAGCAACACUUGUUGCCGUUUUUCCGGAGAAAAAGAGCACCUUCAUGGUGCAAGUACACCAUGAAGCCAAGCCCUCCAUCUUCCCAACCCACAAGCACUGCCUCUAGUGUCAGUGUCAGUGACCACCCCUCCUUCUCUCCUUCCCUGUCUCGCUCUUGCCGACCAGAGGACCUUCGCACCCACCCCGCCCCUGCUUCGCCGUUGUUAGCAACCCUAGAGCCGCAAUGCCCCCUUCUCCUCUUUUCACCGUCGACCACCCUCACCUACUGGGGCUACCUUCUCCUCAUCACCGAACCAGUGUCCCUGACGGGCCACCGCACCAGUCGCCACCACCGCGGUCCCUUUGUGAACCAAAUUUGCAGUGAGCUCUCUCUCUCUCUUUCUAUCUCUUUCACCAUUUUUCUUUUCUCCCAGAAAAAGUGAAUCCAAAUACAUGAGGCUUCUGUGUUUGAUUGUUCAAAUUUGAUCCUCUCUCCUCACUCUCUUCUCACCUUGGAUCUGUGUUCUUUUUCACCCUAUUUCUAUUAGCUUUCUCCAUGACACCCUUUUCAAUGUUUUGUUCCCUCAAACAGCUUCAGAUUUCGCUGAAACCAAGAUCCAAUUUUGACUCUCACCCAUCGUCAUCCAUUUCAAAUUCUUCUCUGGAUUGAUUUUGAUUCCUCCAAAGGUGAAGGUUAUGGUGAUGAAGGAGUGGCAAUGAGGUGGUUUGUGGCAGAGAUGGUUUGUGGCAGAGAAAUGGAGGUUAGAUCGGAGAGUGUUCAUGUGAUGCGAAGAGAGAGAUGGGGUAUGAUGGUAGCAGUGGUAAUGAUAAGGGUAUUUUGGGGUUUUUAGAUAAUUUUUUAGGGUUUGGAUAAUUUUGCUUGUAAAAAUCA
Molecule: messenger RNA, 905 nt
Organism: Arachis duranensis
Lineage: Eukaryota; Viridiplantae; Streptophyta; Magnoliopsida; Fabales; Fabaceae
Exons: 2
Coding region: 94-456 (120 amino acids)
Source: RefSeq, a predicted model, not a curated record